Molecule: messenger RNA, 540 nt
Organism: Liolophura sinensis
Lineage: Eukaryota; Metazoa; Mollusca; Polyplacophora; Chitonida; Chitonidae
Source: RefSeq, a predicted model, not a curated record
AUGGCUUCAGACGAGAUGCUGCGGGAAGCAAAUGUAUACGAAGAAGGAUCCCUGUGACAGUACUGUGAAAGGGCUCAGGUCAAGGACGGACAGAAUGUCCUUGACCUUGGAUGUGGCUGGGGAUCUCUUACCCUGUUCAUUCGGGAGAAAUACCCUCGCUGUCACGUGACCUGUGUGUCAAUCUCCGCCACCCAGCGGCAGUUGAUCAAAUCAGAAGGGGGUCGGCGUGCCAGACUUGAGUGUAUUACGUGCGAUGUUUUCAACACAGCAAAGCGUUAUGAUCGUUUGAUCUCCACUGAAAUGUUCGAGCACAUGAAGAAUUACGAUCUGUUAAUGCAGAAAGUCUCGUCGUGGCUCAAACCAUCUGGCUGUCUGUUUAUCCAGUGUCUUUGUCAUCAACAAUUUCCGUACGCUUUUGACACAAAAUCCGGUUCAAACACGGAAUGGGUGGCCAAGAAUUUCUUCUCUAGAGGGACAAUGCCUUCAGCCGAUCUCCUUCUUUAAUUCCAGAUUAGUAAUUUGAUGCUUUUUUUCGCUUAA